AUGGAGACCAGACAUGAGAUGAGAGCGGGGCCAGUACGAGGAUCAUCUACUUCAAGAUUCUUGAAUCCAUGUGUAGUGGGUUUUGUUGUUGUUGCAGUAGUGGUGAUCCUGGCUGUGACUAUAGGUCUACUUGUCCACUUUUUAGCUUUUGACCAAAAACCCUACUUUUACCGCAGCAGCUUUCAAAUCUUAAAUGUUAACUAUAGUGAGCAGUUAAGUUCACCAGGUACGAGAGAAUACAGAAUUUUGAGUGAAAGAAUUGAAUCUCUGAUUAGCAAAACAUUCAGAGAAUCAGAUUUAAGAAAUCAGUUCAUCAGAGCUUAUGUCGUCAAACUCAGGCGAGAUGGUAAUGGUGUGAGAGCAGAUAUUGUCAUGAAAUUUAAAUUCACUAGAAAUAACAACGGAGAUUCAAUGAAAAAGAAAAUUGAAUCUAUUUUACAUCAGAUGCUGAAUAACUCUGGAAAUCUGGAAAUAAAUCCUUCAACUGAGGUUACAUCAAUUACUGAUCAAGAUGCAGUGGUACUUUUCACUAGCGAAUGUGGAGCCCGUUCAGAUCUAAUCACGUUGUCUGAGGAGAGAAUCAUAGGAGGCACUAAGGCUGAAGAAGGAGAUUGGCCAUGGCAAGUCAGUCUACAAGCCAAUAAUGGUCACCACUGUGGAGGCGUCCUGAUCAGUAACACCUGGGUCCUGACAGCAGCUCAUUGCUUCAGAAGAUACCCUGAUCCUUACACAUGGACUGCCACAUUUGGUAUUUCUACAAAAAUUCCUAAACUGAGAAUAAGAGUAAGAAAUAUUAUAGUCCACAGCAAUUAUAAUCCUGUAACUCAUGAAAAUGAUAUUGCACUUGUACAACUUAACAGAGAAGUUACCUUCACCAAAAACAUCCAUAGGGUGUGUCUUCCAGCACCCACCCAUAAUAUUGUGCCUGGUUCCAUUGCUUAUGUAACAGGAUGGGGAUCGCGAAGAUACGGUGGUAACACAGUUACAGAUUUGGAGCAAGCAAGGGUUAGAAUAAUAAGGAAUAGUGUAUGUAAUGCACCAGAUAAGUAUAAUGGAGCUAUUUUGCCUGGAAUGGUGUGUGCUGGAGUUCCUAAUGGUGGAGUAGAUGCAUGCCAGGGUGAUUCUGGUGGUCCACUAGUACAAGAAGAUUCACGACGGCUUUGGUUCCUUGUGGGGAUAGUAAGCUGGGGCUAUCAGUGCGGUCUGCCAGAUAAACCAGGAGUAUACACUCGAGUGACAGCCUACCGUAACUGGAUUUUGCAAGAAAUUGGAAUCUAG
This is a messenger RNA of Elephantulus edwardii (Cape elephant shrew), 1278 nucleotides long. It is a transcript of the gene TMPRSS11D, whose product is annotated as transmembrane protease, serine 11D. Bases 1 to 1278 code for a protein of 425 amino acids. Gene Ontology annotation, cellular component: extracellular region; plasma membrane. Gene Ontology annotation, molecular function: serine-type endopeptidase activity. Gene Ontology annotation, biological process: proteolysis. The transcript has 10 exons. The record is from RefSeq and is a predicted model, not a curated record. Lineage: Eukaryota; Metazoa; Chordata; Mammalia; Macroscelidea; Macroscelididae.